AUGAAUCUCGUGGACGAGGCGCAUGAGCUGUCCGAGCCUACUUCGGGUCCAGUGCCAGUCGACGCCAACGGCAGCGACAACAUCACCGAACUUGAGAAUGCCGCUCACCGCGAUGAGUCCCUGGCACUCAUCGAGCUCGCCAUCCUCACCUUCAUCUUCGCGCUCACCGUUGUCGGAAACUCGUGCGUGCUGGUGGCCCUGAAUGCGCGCCGUUCCAAGAUGACGCGCAUGUACUACUUCCUGGUACACUUGUGCGUUUCCGAUCUGACCACCGCAUUCUUCACGGUGCUCCCUCAGCUCGGCUGGGACGCAACAUACCGCUUCCAGGGCGGCAACCUUUUCUGCAAGUGCGUUAAGUACGGCCAGAUCCUGGGUCCUUACCUCUCUUCGUACGUUCUCGUGGUGACGGCCGUGGACCGGUACCAGGCCAUAUGCUUUCCACUCUCAAACUGCUCCUGGACGCCCACCAAGUCCAAGCUCCUGGUGUCCUUGGCGUGGGCUGUAUCGCUGCUCUGCUGCGUGCCUCAGCUGUUCGUGUUCAGCUACCAGGAGGUGGCGCCGGGCGUGUACGACUGCUGGGGCACCUACAUCGAACCAUGGGGCCUGCGCGCCUACGUCACGUGGUACGCCGUCAGUGUAUUCUUCAUCCCGCUGCUGGUGCUCGUCUUCACAUACGUCUGCAUCUGCCGCGCCAUCUGGCAGAACUUGUACCUGAAAAGAAAAAGCUCGGACGUUGAAGGCCGUGGUAAAGCGUACCGCUUCAAGAGUCCGCAAGGUGGCGCCACCUCCAGCACCGACUCGUCUUCGUACGUGCGGGGUCCGCUGGUUCCGCGCAGUCACUCUUCAGCUCGCGGCCUGUCAAGGGCCAAGAUCAAGACGGUCAAGAUUACCGUGGUGGUGAUCAGCUUCUACAUCAUCUGCUCGUCUCCGUUCAUCUGCGUCCAGAUGUGGAUGUACUGGGGCUCGGGACUCGACAUGAGCGACGCCUGGACGAAUGCCACCGUGACCAUCCUGAUGCUGCUCAACAGCCUGAACAGCUGCGUCAACCCGUGGAUCUACCUGUUCUUCAACCGCAACCUCGUGCAGGCGCUGAGGCAACAAGUGUGCUGCUGCUGCCACCAGGACAAGACAGUGGACGGGUCGCACCCGCGCGGCACGGCGGGCCUUCUACCCGAGAUGACGACCCAGGGCACCGAGAUCAACACCAGCCGACAGAGCUCGCCCGUGCGCUCGGUGCCACGCCAGACAUUCGACAGCGUCGACAUGGGCUCCCGGAGGACCUCCUAG
Molecule: messenger RNA, 1287 nt
Organism: Rhipicephalus microplus (southern cattle tick)
Lineage: Eukaryota; Metazoa; Arthropoda; Arachnida; Ixodida; Ixodidae
Product: oxytocin receptor
Biological process (GO): G protein-coupled receptor signaling pathway; cellular response to hormone stimulus
Cellular component (GO): plasma membrane
Molecular function (GO): peptide binding; vasopressin receptor activity
Source: RefSeq, a predicted model, not a curated record